AUGUCCACCAAAGUCGGAACCAUCUCGACUUCCCUCUCUGACCUCCGUCGUCGUUCCUCUAGACGCUCAACCCUACCUCCCGACUACGAGACCACCCAAGACAUAGAGCUAUCACACCUCUCACCAGCAUCGUCAUCUACAAACACUCUCCCAGAGUACACAACUCUGUAUACCAACGAUGUAGCGUCAGGUUCCUCAACAUCCGAUUUCUACCCUACGAGACAACUUCAGAUUCAAGCGCAAGGAUUUCCACUCAUCUGUCUCCCUCUGCCGCCGCAGCCAGAUCCUAUUUACGUGUUCAAUAUCUCACCAGGAGGAGAACUCGAUGAAGCUGAAUAUGUAUCUAUCCGGCCAGCUCGUAAUUCUGGUUCAUGCUUCCUAGCUCGGGCUAGUGAUGCUACACAAGCAGCGCUCUGCACGACGACAUAUCGCUUUGGACCAGGCAAACCUCCCAAGAUGCGUUUGGUUGGUGAUGAACUCUCUCAGGCCAUGGAUCCAGAGGAGAUUGAAAUCAGCUGCAAAGGUAUUUUGACCCGCAGUGUACUCAUGCGUACUCAUCUUGGCACAUUUGAGUGGCGAUAUAGCUCCCGCGCCGAACGCCACGCCUUACAAGCCUCUAUCGGUGAAGAAGUCAACUGCCUCCUCAUCUUAGAGCAGGUCAUGAAGGUUGCCGUUGUAGGUGGGAAACAAGAAGAGCGAAGACGCAAGAUCGGACAGUUUGUGCGUAGCAGCGGACUGCGUACUCAGGGUUCUAGGAGGAGCGCUGCAGGAAAUGGUGGGCGAUUGAUGCUUGAUCUACGAGAAUGGACGGAUAGGAAGAAUGAGGUUGUUGAGAUGGAGAUCCUCGCUAUAGCGAGCUGUGUGUCUAUGAUGAAGAAAGAAGUAGAUAGGAGGAGGAUGCAUCAGAUCGCAGCGAUGAGUGGGGGUGGUUCUUAG
Molecule: messenger RNA, 936 nt
Organism: Fusarium sp. VM40
Lineage: Eukaryota; Fungi; Ascomycota; Sordariomycetes; Hypocreales; Nectriaceae
Source: the annotation of a GenBank genome assembly